CGGGGCCCCGUGUUGCUUGUAACGGCGCCAUCGCUAUCUCGCAUGUGUUUGCCGUCGAAGGUCUUUGCGCUGCCAACAGGCCACCGUUUCGUUCUUUACUGAGAUACCGUGCUGCUGAUUAUUUACGUCAUUAUGUACAAGGAAGAAACAAUUUAUAUUUUACUUGUGACAGUUGCCAUCACGGAUUCGCUAAAAUGCUACGUUGGCUCUAAAGGUGUUGUCAACAAUGUGCCGAGUUCGAAUUUUGUCGCAAAUAAUUGUGAAGAUGGAAUGAAACAUUGCUUCGAAUCAUUUACCGAUGAUAUGACGGAGAUCACCGCUUCCUGUCAAACACCAAACACCGAACACAAGCUUCUUGAUGUUUGCCAGGUUGGAUGCCAGAACUAUACUUCUCUUGAGCUGACUGUGUGUUGCUGCAAUACGGAUCUGUGCAAUCUUCCAGAUUCCGAAAAGCCAACGAACGCCACCAGUACUGUGGAGCUAAGUCGACAACGACUACUAAAAGGAGUGAAGUUGCCAAAAUCUAAAGUUUAAAAAACUGCCGCCUACAAUAAAAAGCGUCUUUUGUUUUCGGGUCAAUGCUUUAUUUUGAGUCGUUCAUUUUCAAAGUGUGC
Molecule: messenger RNA, 614 nt
Organism: Cylicocyclus nassatus
Lineage: Eukaryota; Metazoa; Nematoda; Chromadorea; Rhabditida; Strongylidae
Source: the annotation of a GenBank genome assembly